Bufo gargarizans (Asiatic toad) is the source of this 3133-nucleotide messenger RNA. It is a transcript of the gene PHF14, whose product is annotated as PHD finger protein 14. Gene Ontology annotation, biological process: regulation of transcription by RNA polymerase II. The record is from RefSeq and is a predicted model, not a curated record. NCBI's taxonomy places the organism in Eukaryota, Metazoa, Chordata, Amphibia, Anura, Bufonidae. The transcript is spliced from 20 exons. The coding region runs from base 114 to 3071 and encodes 985 amino acids.
AGGGGCGGCGCCUGCGCGGUGGCUCGGCCGAUGUCUGGUCCCAUUGUGCUGUGUAUUAGAGUGUGUGGCCGGCUUUCUGCUGUUACCUGUGUGUUGUGACGUCCGGCCCUGCAAUGGACCGGAGUUCGAAAAGACGACAAGUGAAGCCUUUGGCAGCCUCCCUUCUUGAAGCAUUGGAUUAUGAUAGCUCAGAUGACAGUGAUUUUAAAGUUGGAGAUGCCUCAGAUUCUGAAGGCAGCGCCAUUGGUAGCGAUGAUGAGUCAAAAGACAGCGGUGAAUGCUCUGGCACUGACUCAGAAGACAACUUAAAGGAGGAAGAGAUGUCGAUUGUUGUCCCUAAAGAAGAAGAAAGGAGGGCCCUCAAACAAGAAGAUGCCGCUACAGGUUACCAAAGGAAUGAAGACAAAGCUACAGAUGAGCAGCCCACGAAAGACUACACAAAGAAAGACGAGACUGACAAACAACAGAAGAAGAAGGAGAGACCUCCCGAGGCCGACGUUGCUACUGACGAGCAAGCAAGUGAACCCAAGAAAUGGAACCUCCGAAGGAACCGUCCACUGCUGGACUUCAUCACCAUGGAAGAGUUAAACGCGAUGGACGACUAUGACAGCGAAGAUGACAAUGAUUGGAGACCCACAGGAGGCAGGAGGAAAGGAAAAUCUUCUACCGGGGAGGGCAGCGAUGGAGAGGAUGAUGAAGAAGAAGAAGAAGAAGAAGAUGGGAGCGAAGAUGAAUCAAAUCACCAAGCCGGCAAUAAAGACGACAGCUGCAGUUCAAGCGACGACGAAAGGAAGAAGAAAAAAAUCAAGAUUCCCAGUAGGAACAGCGGUGAUGAUGAGGAGCUGACGAAUGACAGCUUGACAUUGUCUCAAAGCAAAAGUAAUGAGGACUCGCUUAUCCUGGAGAAAAGUGACAAGUGGUGCUCCCAGAAAAUGGAUCACAUAUUAAUAUGCUGCGUGUGUCUAGGGGACAAUAGUGAGGAUGCGGAUGAGAUUAUCCAGUGCGAUAACUGUGGCAUCACCGUGCAUGAAGGCUGUUAUGGUGUCGAUGGAGAGAGCGAUUCGAUCAUGAGCUCGGCCUCUGAAAAUUCUACUGAGCCCUGGUUUUGUGAUGCCUGCAAGUGCGGUGUGUCCCCCAGCUGUGAGCUGUGCCCGAACCAAGAUGGUAUAUUUAAGGAGACCGAUGCAGGAAGAUGGGUCCACAUAGUUUGUGCGCUCUACGUCCCUGGGGUCGCUUUUGGAGACAUUGACAAAUUACGUCCAGUGACCUUAACAGAAAUGAACUAUUCGAAGUAUGGGGCAAAGGAAUGCAGCUUCUGUGAAGAUCCGCGAUUUGCCAGGACCGGAGUGUGUAUCAGCUGCGACGCAGGGAUGUGCAGAGCUUACUUUCAUGUGACUUGUGCCCAGAAGGAAGGCUUGCUCUCGGAAGCCGCUGCUGAAGAGGAUAUCGCAGAUCCUUUCUUUGCGUACUGUAAGCAGCAUGCCGACCGCUUUGAUAGAAAAUGGAAGAGGAAAAACUAUUUGGCUCUGCAAUCCUACUGCAAAAUGUCCUUGAAGGAGAGAGACAAGCACCUGACGCCGGAAGCACAGGGAACCGUUUCUGUUUCUCUUCAGGCUCGCAUCUCCACCAGACUCCAGCAGUACAGAGUGAAGUCCGAGCUGGCUCGUAAUACCAGACCCCAAGCGUGGGUCCCAAGAGAGAAGCUGCCUCGCCCGCUUACCAGCUGCGCUUCCGCCAUACGGAAACUUAUGCGCAAAGCAGAACUGAUGGGGAUCAGCACAGACAUUUUCCCUGUGGACAAUUCCGACACGACCUCCAGCGUCGAUGGCCGAAGGAAGCACAAGCAGCCCGCUCUCACUGCCGACUUUGUCAACUACUACUUGGAGAGGAACAUGCGUAUGAUGCAACUGCAAGAAAAUAUGGCCGAGCAGAAGACUAUAAAAGACAAAUUGGAGAACGAGCAGGAGAAACUCCACGUUGAGUAUAACAAGCUCUGUGAAACUCUGGAUGAUUUGCAGAACGUCAAUAGCAACCUGCGGGACGAGGGGCAGACUCUGUGGAUUAUGAUGUGUAAAGUUGCAGGUCAGAAGCCAAAUCUGCCAGUCAUCCUCCGGGCGCCGAAAGAGAGAAAACCCAGUAAGCGAGAGGGGGGGACGCAGAAGACGCUGCUGUUGCCGGCGAUCCUCUACAGUUGUGGAAUAUGUAAGAAGAACAAUGACCAGCAUCUCCUCCUGCUGUGUGACACCUGCAAGCUGCACUAUCACUUGGGGUGCCUGGAUCCCCCACUUACAAGAAUGCCCAAGAAAACCAAGAACAGCUACUGGCAGUGCUCGGAGUGCGACCAGGCCGGUAGCAGCGACAUAGAAGCGGAUUUCGCCAUGGAAACUUUACCGAAUGGAACCAAGAGAUCCAGAAGGCAGAUAAAGGAACCAGUGAAGUUUGUGUCGCAGGACAUGCCUCAAGACCCCAAGAAGAUUCCUUUAAGGGGCACAAGACAUUGCUUUAGAGGAAGGCGGAAAAGCGCUCAGUUACAAUAUGAACUUUCAGAGGAUCUAAAGAAAGAGAAGGUACCAGCAGAGACCGCCAAGCAAGCAGAGAUCCUUCCUGAGCAGGCGCCGAGGAGUGAGAUUUUGUCGUUUGGCAAAGCGAAGCUUAUCCGAAAGACCACCUCUGUGACCAGAUUUCGAUUCCAUCACGUAUUAUGCAAUUUGUGUGAAGACCACCCCUCUAGAAGACCACUCUUUAAUGCAAAUUGGAGAACCAGAGGCCAGAAGAGGAAGAGAAGCUACCUGCUUGAAGAAGACAAACCCGAGGAACGGAUGGGGAGGGAGAGGCGGAGAAGACAACCCAUGGCGCUACAAAAAAAGCUUAAAUCGGAAGACCCAAGAACCGAAUGUGCGUCGUGUAAAGGCAUUGGAGACAAUGAGAACCUUGUCAGGUGUGAUGAAUGUAGGCUCUGCUACCACUUUGGCUGCUUGGACCCUCCUCUGAAAAAGUCUCCAAAGCAGACGGGAUAUGGAUGGAUUUGCCAGGAAUGUGACUCUUCUUCUUCCAAAGAGGGUCCACAUUGAAUGCUCUGGGAAGAAAGCCUUUCAGAUUGCUGCAGUCCAACGUCAGUCUGCAGCCAACAAGG